AUGGUGGGCCGCGGGAUGAAGAAGAGUGUAGCGGCCCUUCACAAGAGGUUUUCGGGGGGGAGCAGUGAGCCGACGUCCGGGGCGGCUGAGGGACCGUCUUACAGGAGGAGGAGGGGGAGUGGCAGGAGGGCGAUGACACAGGCGCCGCCGGAGGAGGAGCAUGCGCUCCCGGAGCAGGAGGUGCCUCCCGGAGGAGGAGGUGCCGCCGGAGGAGGAGGAGCAGGCGCUCCCGGAGGGGAGGACGAGCAGGCGGACCAGGUGGUCCACCAGGAGGGGCCAGGGGACGACGAGCAGGCGGACGAGGAGGGCACGGAGGCCUCUGCUUCGUCAACCGUCUACCAGCGAGGUCCGGCGAGUCUCCCCCAGCGACCGAUUCCUGAAGCAAAACGCCCGAUCAUAACUCCCCAAGGGGAUAAGAACUGGAUAGUUGUGGAGAGGCCCGUUGGUGCUCACAGACGCCAUGUGAAUGGCAUCUUGGGUCUUCUGGCGGCACAUGGAGGGCAGCAGUGCAACAAAUUCAUGGCGUAUGCUCUAUCCCACAAGGGUAAAGCGACAUCCAGCGUCAGCUACAACGCGGAGGACGGGCCCGAGGCGUACAGCAACCCGAGCAUCUAUACUCGCCUCAAUGAGUACACAUCGAUGGCGAGGGAGGUGCACGGGCCAGAGUACGAUCCAACCCAGGAGGAUCUUGACGCUGAAAUUGUCAUGAAGGUCGGAGGAGGAAAGAAGCAUGGACGGUACUGGAUUUGCGACGGCGCGAUCGACUCCUCUUCUACUCCGACUCUAUCUCAGAUAAAAGCACGGCAAACGAGCUCGAGCGCAGGCAUCCGACCUCGUCCGGACAGUUCGACGAGCCAAGUCCAGGCACUCCAGGCUCAGCUGCAAGAAGAGAGGAGAGAACGUAUGGAGUUGGAGGCAAGGAUGAGGGCGGAGAUGGAGGCCGAGCGGGAGGCUGACCGACAGAGGAUGGCGAGCAUGUUCGCGUACAUUCAGAGUCUUGGCGCCGCGACGGGUCUACCUCCGCCACCUCCCUUCGUCACCCCACCUAGACCACCCACCGAUCCGUUUUCUACUUCAAAUCAGUCGGCGGCCUCCAAUGAUCCGUAUAUUUCUCCAAAUCAGACCAACCUGAACAACUAG
Molecule: messenger RNA, 1140 nt
Organism: Panicum hallii
Lineage: Eukaryota; Viridiplantae; Streptophyta; Magnoliopsida; Poales; Poaceae
Exons: 5
Coding region: 1-1140 (379 amino acids)
Biological process (GO): transposition
Source: RefSeq, a predicted model, not a curated record